AUGUCUGAAUCCACUUCUCCCCUUGACACCAGUGCAGCCAUCCGGCCGACCCGCACCCCCUUCGCAGGCCGUUCCGUGCGCGUUGAACCCCUAGCCGAGCAGCAUGUAGACGAUCUAUACCACCACAUUGGCCAGCCCGAACACACCUCGCUUUGGGACUACCUCCCCUUCGGGCCAUUUGCGGACAAGCCCACUUUUACUCAGUUCCUCGACACGCUAAUCACCCAUGCCGACAGCGUCUUCUACGCGGUGGUCGACCUAACCCGCAACCAAGCCGUCGGCCUGCUCAACUUCAUGCGCAUUGACCUGCCCAACCGCGUCGUGGAGAUCGGGUCGGUGGUCUUCUCCCCCCUGCUGCAGCGCACGACGGCCGCGACGGAGGCGUUGUACUUGCUCGCACGGGCGGCGUUUGAGCAGUUCCACUUUCGACGGCUGGAGUGGAAGUGCAAUGACCUGAAUGCGGCGUCGAAGCGGGCGGCGGUGCGGUUGGGCUUCACGGCCGAGGGGGUCUUUCGACAGCAUCUGAUUGUCAAGGGGAAAAACCGCGAUACCGCUUGGUUCUCGAUUCUGGAUGGCGAGUGGCCCGCGAUAAAGGGGGGCUUUGUGAAGUGGUUAGACCCGAGCAAUUUCGAUGGGGAGGGCCUUCAGCGGGCGAGGUUGGAGGCUUUGCGCGGAUUGUAG
This is a messenger RNA of Aspergillus aculeatus ATCC 16872, 681 nucleotides long. Its product is annotated as GNAT family N-acetyltransferase. The record is from RefSeq and is a predicted model, not a curated record. Bases 1 to 681 code for a protein of 226 amino acids. Gene Ontology annotation, molecular function: protein N-terminal-serine acetyltransferase activity; protein-N-terminal-alanine acetyltransferase activity. NCBI's taxonomy places the organism in Eukaryota, Fungi, Ascomycota, Eurotiomycetes, Eurotiales, Aspergillaceae. The transcript has a single exon.